AACGCAUAAACACAGGCAUUGUUAUUGUGGGUGGGUUGAGUUCGGGGAUAGGAGUAUUACGUGGGCGUCGGAUGCUUUUGUAAUCGUAUUUAUCUUCUCUUCAAGGUGCGGCGCCAAAUUUGUGCAUUGCUAAUUUGAAGAAGCAAUUUGUUUUGGCAGAGUAUAUUGCCGACCUUGUGAGGAGGGUGAGCUAGUUAGUGUUAGUGGAAGAAGGAAGGGGAGGAGUAGAUGUAGAACAACUUGGAAUGAAUAGAUUGUGCUGAUUGGUGAAAAAAGAUUCAUGUGGCCGACUACACCCAGUGGAACUGAAGGCUUGUUAUUUGAUGUCUCAACAACAGUUGAUCCUAGUUAUCUAAUCUCUCUAAUACGAAAACUUCUACCAUCAAAUAUAAGGAGCUCUAAUAACUCUAGUGAAGUUGAUGCGUGUGAUGCUUUGACUCUAGGAUCAACAAUUGACCACAUGGAAGAAAGUAUACCUUCCCCAGCCCGAGACAAAGCUCCCUAUUCUCCAAACAACAAAACUGAACCCAUGGGCACUCUUAAUGAUUUUGAUGAAUUUACUUGUCAAGAUGGAAGUGAUGAAGGUUUAUGCCAUAAAUUUCAGCACUCCAAUGGAUCAGCAGGAGAGCAGGCUUGGGAAGAAUUUGGUUGCAUUUUGUGGGACCUUGCUGUGAGCAGAACACAUGCAGAAUUCAUGGUGCAAAACCUUUUGCUAGACGUGCUUUUGGCAAAUCUGAUGGUUUCCCAAUCCAUGCGCAUCACGGAGAUUAGCCUUGGAAUAAUUGGAAAUCUUGCCUGCCAUGAAGUUCCCAUGAAACAUAUAGUCUCUACAAAUGGAUUGAUUGAGAUAAUCGUGGAUCAGUUAUUUGUAGAUGACACCCCUUGCCUGUGUGAAGCGUGCCGGCUGUUAACUUUGGGCCUUCAAGGUAGUGAAGGUGUUGCUUGGGCUGAGGCAUUGCAGUUUGAACAUAUUCUAAGCCGUCUUUUAUGGAUUGCAGAAAAUACAUUAAAUCUACAGCUUAUAGAAAAGAGCAUUGGACUGGUGCUAGCCAUCAUAGAAAGUCAACAGGAAGUUAAGUCCACUCUUCUUGCAACCAUGAUGAAGUUGGGUUUUCUGGAUCUCUUGAUAAAUCUCUUGUCAUUUGAGAUGAGCAAAUUGAUGAACGAAAGAAUACCUGAACGGUAUGCUGUUCUUGAGUUGAUUCUUCGCGCAAUUGAAGCUCUUUCUGUGAUUGAUGAAUAUUCAAAAGAAAUCUGUUCAAAAAAAGAACUCUUUAUAAUGGUUUAUGAAUUGGUCAGAUUCCCUGAUAAGGUUGAGGUUGCCAACUCUUGUGUUACUGCUGCAGUUUUAAUUGCAAAUAUUCUUAUCGACGCGGCUGAUCUGGUAUCUGAUAUAUCACAGGAUGUGGCUUUCCUGCAGGGUCUUCUUGAUGUACUGCCUUUUUCUUCAGAUGAUUUAGAAGCACGCAGUGCAAUUUGGAGCAUUAUGGCGAGGGUACUAGUCCAAGUUGAUGAAUGCAAGAUGAGCCCAUCAAGUUUGCAUCAGUAUGUGUUGGUUCUAGUAAGCAAAUCAGAAUUGAUUGAAGAUGACCUUCUCAACCAACAAUUAGGUUACUCCAAUGAAGAACAUGAAAGCUUGACCACUUCUGGCGCAAAACUAAAUGCUAGAAAUACAUCUCAGCUUAAAAGAAUUAUCAGUAUUUUAAAUCAGUGGAUUGCCUCAAAGGAUUAUGUUGUCGGGGACAAGUCAGACAGGGAAGAUCAUAAAUUUGAAGAAAGUGUUGUCAGAUUGUUGGAUUGCUUCCGGGACCAUGUCAAUCAAAUUUUGUGAGAAUGCUUCUCCGCCGGAGUUCCUUGAAGUAUCUGCGCCACUGUUAUUGAAGUGUGAUAUAUCUAGAAGAGAUGGUAUAUAUUCCCCAGACCAAGAAUGUCUAGAAGAGAUCGUCUCAACCCUUUGCCUCUAAAGCAGCAGCAGCCGCCACAAGCAUGUGUGAGCAGUUUAUAAGAGCAACCAAAGCUUGAGCAUCAAGUUCCAUGUAUGGGCCAUGGUUGUUUACUGAGCUCUGUAUAGUCCAUGUUUUGGAUACCCAGCAAGUGGGAUUGAUGUUGAUUAUCUGGGUUAUGUGAGUUUCAAUUCUGGAGGAAGGUCGAAACUUGGAAAAAAGGAAAAAAAGAAAAGAAAAGAAAAGAAAAGAAGAGAGAGAGUUCAUUGGUCAAGGUUGCUGGCACAAAUUGUCGAAGGUUUUUUUUUUUUCUUCGAUAUAUGUAAUGGCAGUUGUCCUGCAAUGGAAAAGAAAUGAAACUUAAGUUGCGCAAGGUAUUUGGCUUCGGAGGCAAAUAAUCUCUUAUGAGUACAAUUAAGUGAGAUGGUGCAUAGUAUCAUACUAUCAUUUCACAUGAACUGGCGGGUCAAACUGGCCGGACCGUGAUUGUAGUGAGAAUAUUAAUUAGGGCAUAUUUUGAGGUGUUUGGUAAUGUUUUUUUAAUAUAUUUUUUAAACUGAAUUGGUGACC
Molecule: messenger RNA, 2513 nt
Organism: Malania oleifera
Lineage: Eukaryota; Viridiplantae; Streptophyta; Magnoliopsida; Santalales; Ximeniaceae
Exons: 11
Coding region: 281-1831 (516 amino acids)
Source: RefSeq, a predicted model, not a curated record